UCAGAAAAACAUAUCUUCUCAUCCCUCUCAAACCCAAAGAUUGGCCCACUUCUUCAUCUCUGAAGAAAAAGAAUCCAGGAGCAUGGGUUCUGCAACUUUUGCUGGUUCAUGGUCUGAAUGGAGCCAAAGAAGAAAAGGGGAGUACUGGUUAGAGCUGUCAUUGUUUUACAGUUGGGCCAUGAAAGCCCAGUCUUUGUCUUGGCGUUAAGCCUUUUCUUAUUAAUCCCCUUCCUCCCUCUUGGAUUUUCCUUCUCUGCUCACCAUCACAGUGUGGGGAGGGAAGACAUGGCCGUCGAUUCCUAAUGUGGAUUUCUUGGACAAAAAGCAGGCGCAGGCUUCCCCACUUUAGGUUCAAGAAUGGAGAAACGGUGCAGCUCCCUUCUUCAAGUCUUGCAUCAGUGGAGUCCCUCACUGUGCCACAGGAGCAGGUGAUCGUUAUGACGGCGGAUCUGAAGUGCCCGGAUGGAAGGCGAAGAGUAUCUGAAGUUCUAUCAAGAAUGGGUGAUGACAUAGGGUCGGUUUUGGUGGACUCGAGGGAAAAGACGGUCAUCCUGAGUUGCAGAUUCGGCGGCAACGCAAGGAAGAAGAGCGUCAGUAGCUGGUUAUAUGCACCAGUAUGGCAUAUAACCAGGUCGCGCAGUCUGUAAUACUGAAGAACUGUAAAAGUUGGUAGGACCAGUCUUUCGAAGGCUGAUGUACAAUGAAUUAAUGGCGUCCCCCAUUUCUUGGGCCAGUAAAUCCUCAGUUUCCUGUAGUA
Messenger RNA from Nymphaea colorata (pocket water lily), 757 nucleotides. RefSeq lists its product as uncharacterized. Lineage: Eukaryota; Viridiplantae; Streptophyta; Magnoliopsida; Nymphaeales; Nymphaeaceae. The transcript has 3 exons. The record is from RefSeq and is a predicted model, not a curated record. Bases 303 to 647 code for a protein of 114 amino acids.